AUGGAUUUCGAUGAAAGCGAGCUUUUUGCAGGGAGGUCCAUUUUGGACACUGUUGUUCCCUUUGCGACUGAGGUGCCAAUAGAAGAGACAAUAGCUUCUUCCUUAGAUGAUGCCGUACAGUCCUCGCUUCUCACUUCUAUCCCACAGCGGCGCCUGCUGUUUUUUGAUGAGUCUCUCACUGUCUAUAUUGUCCUUCAAACUCCGUAUAUACCGGAGAACAAGCUUCGUUCGUACCUGUCACGGCUCAACCUGACGUUGGAAGCCCACCUCGUAAACUUGCAGCCAAACCACCAUCAAGAAGGAUUAUCCCAUGGAAUAGCAAUUCAACAAAAGGAGCUCAUCUAUUCCGGCGAGGUGGAGCAAUCGGUCGACCCCUUGACAAUCGUUGAACGCUCCGCGGGUGGCGCAGAGGAGGCCAGUGACCGGAGUAUAUUCGUUCUUUGGAAGAAGAGCAUUGUUUUAACCCGCCCGAGAAUUCGACCUCAUUCUCCUAUGAUUUAUCUCUCAGCAAUUGGCAGUUUGAGGCCAGUUGAUAUAUCAGACAACAUUCGAAAUAAUGAGGACUACCUCCCAAGUGGAGUCCCUGUGGACUUAAACUUGUUCGAGUCGUUGAGAAAUGACUCUGGAACUGCCGGCGCACCACGCCUUUCUGCCACGAGAGUGUCUCGUGUGGCACCUGUCUCUCGCCCAUCACGCGGAGUUGUACGGCAACUAAUAAAUAAUCCACGUUCGUUCCCAGUAGUCCCGGCCAUGACCUCCCGAGUUAGAUACUCUAAACUACAUCCACAACUUCCCAGACCAAUAAUUAUUGCGUCGCUCAGUUUCGAUAUAGCUCCGUACGCUGAAUAUGAGAUACGAUUCGAGAAAGUUGACGUUGAUCUCAUUGGGGGUUCGGCAGAGGCUCUCGAUCAUCCAAACAAGGACGUCAUGCCUUUAAUUUGUCAUGCGAAGGAUGAGGUUUCGUUUCUCUACCGUCUCACCUCGGAAAACAGCUUUGGCAACUCUUCUGAUCCUUACUCUACUGUGAGAUCUCUUGAGAUAACCGUGAGCUCUGUUGCUUUGGUAUCAGAGGAAUGUCGCCCAAGGGUUACAAUGAAAUGGAAGGCCACAGUCGAUUUCUCUGUUCCACUAAAUCCCACCCUCGGUGGUCAACAUCAAUUGAUGCAGUCCGUCCAUCGACCAAGGAGCGUCCCUUCUGCACCAAGUCUGGCAGCGACGCUUGCGCAAGGUCCCCUCGGAAAAGUCCCUACUCUCGGGCCAGAUCCAUCCGAGACAGUGCAGCCUCCUUGGUCCACUACAGCUGCUUCCCUUGGACUGAUCUUUACAUUUUCGGGUCCCGAGAAAGUCUACGUUGGAGAGCGAUUCCGAUGGGACAUUGUGAUAGUGAAUCGUUCAGCGAAACCACGAAAAUUGGCAUUGAUGGCAGUUCCGCGGCGAAGGAAGGGGGAUGUCAAAAAGCACCUUGCUCGGCCUUCUGGAUCAUCGUGGAAUGAUCGGCGAGAUAAGCCUGUCACAGACGCUGUAGCAGACGAGAAUUUCGUUUAUGCGCUACAACGGAAUGCAUUGACGGAGCCGGCAGAUCUUAUCUGCUUAAGCACCGAAGUUCGAGUAGGACCGCUCGCGCCUGAAAGUUGCCACAGCGCAGAAAUGCAGUUCCUGGCCUUAGCUGUAGGACCGUUGUAUGUUGAAGCGAUUCGGGUCGUGGAUUUGAUAACGCAAGAAGCUACCGAUAUCUGGGCACGCGAUUUACCCAGCAUCGCAUCCUUUCAACGAAAAGAUUCAUGA
This is a messenger RNA of Xylona heveae TC161, 1785 nucleotides long. RefSeq lists its product as hypothetical. Lineage: Eukaryota; Fungi; Ascomycota; Xylonomycetes; Xylonales; Xylonaceae. The transcript is spliced from 4 exons. Gene Ontology annotation, cellular component: trans-Golgi network; TRAPPII protein complex. The coding region runs from base 1 to 1785 and encodes 594 amino acids. Gene Ontology annotation, biological process: intra-Golgi vesicle-mediated transport. The record is from RefSeq and is a predicted model, not a curated record.